Arabidopsis arenosa is the source of this 927-nucleotide messenger RNA. Lineage: Eukaryota; Viridiplantae; Streptophyta; Magnoliopsida; Brassicales; Brassicaceae. The record is from the annotation of a GenBank genome assembly.
GUAGCCGACUUUGAGAAGGUGGUCGUCGAUAGCCGGUAAUCUUCCUGGAAGAACGGACAAUGAAAUAAAAAACUAUUGGAACACACAUUUGAGAAAGAAACUUCUCCAAAUGGGGAUUGAUCCGGUGACCCACAGGCCAAGAACCGACCAUCUAAACGUUUUAGCUGCUCUCCCGCAGCUUAUAGCCGCCGCAAAUUUCAACAGCCUCUUGAAUCUCAAUCAAAAUGUGCAACUGGAUGCAACAACUCUUGCUAAAGCUCAACUUUUACACACUAUGAUUCAAGUCCUUAGCACCAAUAACAACACCAAUCCUUCUUUUUCUUCAUCAACUAUGCAAAACAGUAGCAAUCUCUUUGGCCAAUCUUCUUACUUAGAGAACCAAAACCUUUUUGGUCAGUCUCAAAACUUCUCUCACAUUCUUGAGAACAAUCAUGAUGAGCAUUUGAUGGGAAAAAGCCAAAUUAUUGAUCACUCUUUGGAAUCUUUUUCUUCCCUGAUACAACCCGAUUUUCAAGAUGACCAUAAUUCACUCCCUCUAUUGGUGCCUGCUUCUCCUGAAGAAUCUAAACAAACUCAAACGAUGAUCAAGAACAAAGACAUUGCGGAUUACCAUCAUCAUGAUACUGCAAACCCUUCAUCAUCAAAUUCGACGUUCACACAGGAUCAUCAUCAGCCAUGGUGUGACACUAUAGAUGAUGGAGCAAGUGAUUCUUAUUGGAAAGAUAUAAUAGAGUAAGUCCCUCAGUACUCUCCCCACAUACAUCUUGUUUUGUAUAUAUUGAAUUUCGUAAUUACCACAUGAAUGCAUUCGAUGAAAAGGGACGAUUCGGCUAGUCUAAUGUCUUAAUUUUCCGUUUUUUUGCAGGCAAACGUGUUCGGAACCAUGGCCAUUUCCUGAAUAGACAAGAUUAAAGAGAGAAUACUUUU